UUACCGCCACCAUUAUAAAAGGCAGUCUGAUCGACUCUCACACUUUUAGCUGCAAAAAACACCUACAAGCGGCACCUUAACAAUCUCUUGCUCUAAUACUCUCGCUCUCUCUCUCUCUCUCUCUCUCGCCGGAAUACAAAACUUUCCGGCACUAACAAGAAAAACGCAAAGGUGUCUACCCGGCUGGUCGCGGCGUGAUGGGAUCUUGUAUCUGUCCACUUGAGACUCCGGCGAGGUUACUCUGGACUACCAGUUUUUUUCGCCACAAGCUCAUGCUUUUCUAAUUUAUAUGAUAACCCUAUAUAUAUAUUUUCAUACACAUAUAAGUUCAACGAUAAGACAAACAUCUUGACCUUUCUGUUAGUUUUUGUGUCUCUGUGUUUGGAGAUCUGACACAAAGAUAUACAGAUUAAGCACACGUACUUGUAAGAUAAAAGUGAAAAGACAUGGAUCAGUCUGGACGCCUUCUCUUCAAUCCCUCGGCCUCUUCUUGCCACGGCGGGAACAUGUUGUUCCUCGGGAACUGUGAUUCCGUUUUUCGAGGUCCAAGAUCAAUGUUCAAAAUGGAGGACACUUCCAAGAAGAGACCAUUUUUCAGCUCACCGGAAGACUUUUUUGACGAUGAAUAUUAUGAUGAGCAGUUGCCGGAGAAGAAGCGCCGUCUCACUUCGGAGCAGGUGAAUCUGUUGGAGAAGAGUUUUGAGGAAGAGAACAAGCUGGAGCCAGAGCGAAAGACCCAGUUGGCCAAGAAGCUGGGGAUGCAGCCCAGACAGGUGGCUGUGUGGUUCCAAAACCGCCGCGCCCGUUGGAAGACUAAGCAGCUUGAGAGGGACUAUGACGUUCUCAAAGCUUCUUAUGAUUCCCUUCUCUCUGAUUUUGACAAUACUGUCAAGGAAAAUCAGAAGCUUAAAUCUGAGGUUGUUUCUUUGACUGAAAAGCUGCAAACCAAAGAAUUGACCGGAGCAACAAUUCCAGGACAAGAACCGGAGUCUCUUCCGGCGGUUACAGCGAAUGCAUCUGCUUUUGAGCUCAAUGUGAAGGUUGAGGACCGGCUCAGCUCUGGAAGCACUGGAAGUGCAGUGGUAGAUGAUCAGGACAGUCCACAGCUUUUGGACAGCGGGGAUUCAUUCUUUCAGAAUGAUAACUACGCUGGAUGUGUAAUCCCAGCAGAUGGCAUUCAGUCAGAGGAGGAUGACGGAAGUGAUGAUGGCCGGAGCUACUUCUCCGAUGUAUUUGUUACGGCUGGGCAGCAGCAGCAUGAGGUGGAAGAGCCUUUGGGAUGGUGGAUGUGGUCUUAAGGAGCUUUUCUUUAACUUGUUACAAUAGUGUUCAGUUGUGAACCUCCUACUUGCAAAUGGAAAUUCAAAAGAAUGAAAAUAAAAGAAACAAAGAAAAGAAAAGAAAUUCAAGAUGGUAAAUGGCCAGUUGGGUGGCUGGGAUCCUUGAAAGGGAUUUAAGGGCCAAGUUCAUGAAUAAAAAUUUGAAGUAUUGAGGUCAAA
This is a messenger RNA of Ricinus communis (castor bean), 1499 nucleotides long. Its product is annotated as homeobox-leucine zipper protein HAT5. Gene Ontology annotation, cellular component: nucleus. Gene Ontology annotation, molecular function: DNA-binding transcription factor activity, RNA polymerase II-specific; sequence-specific DNA binding. The record is from RefSeq and is a predicted model, not a curated record. NCBI's taxonomy places the organism in Eukaryota, Viridiplantae, Streptophyta, Magnoliopsida, Malpighiales, Euphorbiaceae. The transcript is spliced from 5 exons. Gene Ontology annotation, biological process: positive regulation of DNA-templated transcription. Bases 447 to 1298 code for a protein of 283 amino acids.